AUGACGAUCCUGCCCAAAAAGAAGCCCAGCUCCGGGGUCGCGGAUCACGCUGAUGACAGCGACCGCCGGAGCGUCGCGGACCCUCACCAGCACCCGCACCCUCACGCGGGGAGGACCGGAGCCCGGCCACGGGCUUCUCCCCCGCCAUGGUCGUACCAGCCCGCGCCGGCCUCCGCGAGAGACGAACGGCGGAGCAUUGAGGCGAGCUCCCGGCCGCAGCAGGCCUCUCCUCCGCCUGGCGGCUCCGUGGCCCCCGCCGGGCCGUGCGACGGUCGGGACGGUGGCGGCGGCGUCGGCGGCAUGGUGGCGACCUCUCGCGGGGACCUGGUGGUGCAGGCCGGCGUGGUGGGUUGCGGCGGAAGUAUCGGCAGCUGCUGCUCCGGGCCCGGCCUCAGUAAGAGACGGCGACAAGCGGGCACCUGCUCCGGUGGGGCGGCGCUAGCUGGAGGGGGCCAAGCCGGCGUGAGCGGUCCUGGCGGCGUAGGCUCGAGCCAGGAAACGGACGAGGGAGCCGGUGGCAACAACAGCGAAGACGAGUACGAGAACGCCGCCCGACUGCAAGCCGUUGACCCGGCCACCGCAGAGCAGCAGGAGCACUGGUUUGAAAAAACUCUGCGGGACAAGAAAGGUUUUGUCAUAAAGAAGAUGAAGGAGGACGGGGCUUGCCUCUUCCGAGCUGUUGCUGACCAGGUGUAUGGCGAUCAGGACAUGCAUGAGGUGGUGAGAAAACACUGCAUGGACUACCUGAUGAAAAACGCUGACUAUUUCUCCAACUAUGUUACGGAGGACUUCACCACAUACAUCAACAGGAAGAGGAAAAAUAAUUGCCAUGGUAACCACAUUGAGAUGCAGGCAAUGGCAGAGAUGUACAACAGGCCAGUGGAGGUGUACCAGUAUGGCACAGAACCAAUCAACACCUUCCACGGAAUCCACCAGAACAACGAUGAGCCCAUCCGAGUGAGCUACCAUCGCAACAUCCACUACAACUCUGUGGUCAACCCCAACAAGGCGACCAUUGGGGUGGGCCUCGGCCUGCCCGCCUUCAAGCCUGGGUAUGCAGACCAGUCCCUAAUGAAGUCAGCCAUCAAAACGUCCGAGGAGUCGUGGAUCGAGCAGCAGAUGUUGGAAGACAAGAAGCGAGCGAGUGACUGGGAGGCGACGUGUGAAGCUAUUGAGGAGCAGGUGGCCAGGGAAUCGUACCUGCAGUGGCUUCGGGACCAGGAGAAGCAGGCCCGACAGCCCAGGAAAGCCAGCGCCACUUGCAGUUCGGCGACAGCGGCGGCCUCCAGUGGCCUGGAGGACUGGGCCGCUCGAUCGCCACGGCAACGAGACACUGACCCCUCCCACUCUGACCACACAAGCUCCCCCUCAACUGUCAUCAAGCCGCCUUCCCCGGCUGGUGCUGCCCUCCUCCUUAACAAGCCACCCUCGCCUUGCGCUCCAGGUCCCAGUAAUCAGAGCCGUCAUCAUUUAGAGUACAGAGCCAUUAUGCAGGAGAUGUCACCUACAGCAUUUGGUCUGAGCGACUGGGAGGACGAUGAAAUCCUGGCAUCAGUCCUGGCGGUGUCCCAGCAGGAAUAUUUGGACAGCAUGAAACAUCAGAGUGGCACCGUACAGCAUAGAGAUCGAGAGGCAUCGCCCGACAGCAGCUGA
Molecule: messenger RNA, 1653 nt
Organism: Nerophis lumbriciformis (worm pipefish)
Lineage: Eukaryota; Metazoa; Chordata; Actinopteri; Syngnathiformes; Syngnathidae
Source: RefSeq, a predicted model, not a curated record